This is a messenger RNA of Amoebophrya sp. A25, 1609 nucleotides long. The record is from the annotation of a GenBank genome assembly. Lineage: Eukaryota; Dinophyceae; Syndiniales; Amoebophryaceae.
AGCGAAGGGUUGAAAAACUAGUAGUUGUAACCUACUAGCCCUGGUGCUAGUAUCUGUUUGAAAAAGGUUUAGAAUCAGCAAACAAGUUUGUAUAUUAGAGACCCGCACCAGAAAAAUUUUUCGCGUGCGGGUCCACAACGACCACAUGUAAAAAAUGUCACUGCUACUCCUCUUGUCGUUCUUCUUUGACUUGGUCGCCAAUGUUGAUGGUGCCACGACACGACGGCUGCUUCCCACCGCAUCCAUCCUGCCGAAGGUUCAGCCUCCUGCGGCUGCGCCAGACCCAAGCUCCUUCAUGGUCAAAUGCAUUGCGGAUCUGAAGCACGUGACAGCCAAAAUCGACCAUUCCUAUACCGACGUGCAAAUUUAAGGCUGUAAGUCAGUCAGGAGUACUAUCUGGAGUCAGUGUGUGCUGUCGUUUAAGGGACAAUUCCUCUUGUUAAAAGUAAAGCGAAUGCUAAGGGGGAUGAAGGGAAUCCACGUCCACCCAACUUCUAGACUACCUCUAACAAAUGCUAGAUGCGUUAGGACACGAGUGUGAUUUCAACCAUGAAAUGCCUCUAGUAUUCGAGGACGGGUUUAAGACCACGAUGUCCUGUCGCCAUUUUGCAAAGGAACUCACAAAAGCAAGAUGGGAAUAUCUAGAAAAGGGAAGCGAUAAAGGAUAUGUUACGGUACUAAAGACGAAGACUGUGCGCUUUAGAUAUACACCUAGGUCGUGGCACGUGAGAUGAAAGUCAAUGUGGUGCUUGUGGUAGAUCAGUGAUGUCCUCCAGAUGACUUCAUUUGAGAUGAAAAUGUAAAAAGCCUUUAAUAGACCUGGUCCCACGUCGUGAGGAAGAACAUAUGAAUCUACUCAUCCCAGGUCUGCAAGAACUACUGGCAAUCUGCGCACGCGAAGCCGUUUUUGCCGAAGGUGCACCGCCCACCAGGUCCGACGCAGCUGCAAUGGUGGUGGGCCCUCUUGAUCUUUCUUUCUGGUGUUUUUGCAGUCUACCUCGUGAAUCGGAACAACGUCAAGAGCUCCCGUCGCGCUGCUGAGGCCUACGCAGACGCCACAGCACGAAUACUCAGGAGUGGUAGAGGAUGGAGCUGAGGAGAAAGGAUGAGGAAAGACGUUUCAUAAAUAGAUAUGCUCGCGGUAGCUGUAAGAACAAGUAUUCGAAAACUCAAAAUAAGCGAGCUACUGAGUGAAAUUAAUAAGAGAAUCUUGACUAUAUUCCUCUUCUUUCAGCAUCUCCCUUAUUUUCAAUAGUUACUCGGUUAUUUCAGUUUUUCGAAUACAAGAACAGACUUGACACCUUCAGAAGAUCCUUCUCAUUGUAACUACCAUCUUAUUUUUUCCAUGAGGAUGAAGACGUCGUGUGAAUAUGGAAGGACGAGGACUGAUGUUUUGUAUAGGUGAGGUGGAACAGGGAAAAAAGAUUGGCGCGGUUGUACCAGUCCAGCCACUACCAGUACCAAAGAUGCGGCCGAUAAAAACAUGCAGCCAGCAUCAAACAAAGAACGGCGUACGUAAGUGACAACACAUUCAUAAGGAAAAGAUGUAAGUAGAAGUCGAGAUGAAACAAAAAUACUCCACGACCUAGGAAAACCACCUCAAUGGCCA